This is a messenger RNA of Arachis ipaensis, 543 nucleotides long. The record is from RefSeq and is a predicted model, not a curated record. Lineage: Eukaryota; Viridiplantae; Streptophyta; Magnoliopsida; Fabales; Fabaceae.
UAAUUUCUCCUGUUUAUGUUUUUCUGUCUUUUAGGCUUGGAUUAUGCUGAUCCGAAAAGGAAAGGCAAUUUUCUUGGAAAAGUUUUUCUUGCUGCUGGAUUAACAGCAUUAUGCAUUAUCAUGAUCAAGCAAUCUCCAUCUUUGAGUUCCACUAGUCCGUUUGCCAUUCGCGAACCUGGGGUAACUCAUGUUUUAGUAACAGGCGAUGCAGGCUACAUUGGUUCACAUGCUACGCUUCGGCUUCUGAAGGAAAAUUAUCGUGUCACUAUAGUAGACAAUCUGUCACGAGGAAAUAUGGGUGCCGUCAGAGUUCUUCAAAAUUUAUUUCCAGAACCAGGAAGGCUUCAAUUUAUAUAUGCUAACUUGGGAGAUCAGACAUCUGUAUCCUUACCCACUUUCCUCAUCACUAGAAAUAUUUUGUUGAUCCGGAAUUGUUUAUCUCAGCUGUAUGCCAAAGAUAUCACUCCUGAUGAUAAGCAAGAGCUUGAUGAGGCUUUGCAGCAGGAGGACAAGUACAUUUCAGCAAUGCAAACUAGAAAGUAA